CGCCGCUCACCUCCACGGCGCGCCUCGGUCGCCGCUCGACCUCCUUGGCUCCUCGGCCACCACUCAACCUCCAGCCGCAACCUUGGCUCCUCGACCGCCGCUCGACUUCCACGGACGACGCGCCUCGCCAACACUUGCUUCCGCAUAUCCCACCCUUCGUCGAUAUGGACUCGUGCUCCUCACUCCCAUGGUGUUGUGCUGGAUGCGUGCUCCACGGCCCCUCCUCCACGGUCUCGUAUGGGAAGGACUAGGGCGAGUCAUGUUGGUGCGGAUGUACUGGCUGGAACACACGUCUCAUAUGCCCUACCAGUGCAGGCCUGGACAUAUGGUCAUAAUUAGUUAGAUGCAAGUAUAUGAAUGAUGAAUGGGUGCUGCCUUAAAUCAUCAGCACAUUAGUGUUGCCCGAUCAAACGCUUGCCCUGGACAGCCUGCUCGCCAAAGUGGUUACGCCGAGCUGUAGCUGCUGGGCGCCCAUCUAGCCGCUCUGGGUGUGGCGUCACUCUUGUCCCCGGCAUCAGGGUUGGAUGAUUGUAAGCCGGAUGUACCAUUAACGGCAAUGGUGAGGAUGGACUGGGGAAACAAAGGAUACGGUACGACAAAGGAGGAUGAUUUCAAGGUUAUCAAAUUCGACAAUGUUAUUUGAUGUGCAUAAGGAUCCUAAACAAAACACGGUUGAUGUGAAACCAACUGAAUAUUUAUGGCCCCGAUACAACGCACGGGCAAUUAUCUAGUGGAAAAGAAAAAGGGGAAAGGAAGGGCGGGUGGGUGGUUGGUUGGACCUUGGUCGUCGAGUCGCGAGUAAAGCCGUCAAACCAGCCGCUCAGCCUCUGCUGCGACGGUCACAGGUCAGACGCAACAACUCGGAGAGAGCACACGAACGUUGUGCCUGGCUGGCUGGCGGGUGGGCCAGCCUGCCCUCGGUCUGGGUGAUACCAGAAGCGGACGAGAGAGAGAGGGGGCAGUUGGGUUGGGCCGGAUCUGAAAUCAUUUCAAUUCGAUUUUGAAAACCCACCGGAGCGACGCGUCGCCCACGCGCCCCUAUAAAAGAGAGCCUCCCACCCUCUUCCUCCUUCCGCCUCCUGCCUCCAAGCGCACCGCCUCCCCUCGCUAGCUUCUUCCCAAGUUCCCAUCCCCGCGACACUCCCUCCAUGGCGGCGCCGCUCAAGAUCUCCCGCUCGGCGCUCCAGGCGGCGGCCAAGGCCGCGGGGUCCCAAGACCUCCGCAAGGUCUCCCUUUCGCAGUUCCGCGCCCUGUGCGCCGCAGCCGGCGCCAACGGCGAGGUCAUCCCGGCCGGCACCGGCUCCUCCGUCGGCGCGCCUGGCGCCGCGGUGGGCGCAGCCGGUCACGGAACCAAGGGCACCGGAGCUGGGCUCGCCACGGCUGACCGCGGGGCCAACGGCGGCCACCGGAUCGGCGCGCCGGCCGUGUCUCUGUACGGCGCGAAGCUUAAGGGCGCCCAGGGCGCGGCUGCCGCGGGGCUCGGCAUCGGCGCUCCCGGCGCGGCUGGCCUCACCGGCGGCAUGAGCGUCGGAGCUCCGGCCGCCGGCGGGCAUGGACGCGGCGGCGCCGCAAGUGCCACGUUCGGCAUCAGGGCCGGCCUCUCCACCUCCACCAAGGCCGCUGCCCCCGGCUGCGUCGAGUGCGCCGCUGAGUGCGCCAAGAUCAAGGCCAUUUGCAUCGAAAUGGAGGAGUCGUUCCACAGGCGAACGGCACACGUUACCCAAAUGCACUACAGGCUCUCCAACGAGGUGGCGACGAUGAAGAGGGAAGCGGCGGAUUACAGGAUCUGGUUAGUGAGAACGCUCAUCGGGGUCAUGGUGACGGGAACUGGAGCCCUGCUGUUGUUGGCCCUUUUCUUCUCGCCCUACGUGCAACAUGCUUGGCAGUCGGAGACCAUCGCCGAGGUGGAUCGCCGAGCUGCAGCGCGCAGACUUGAGGCGGAGCAAAGUGCCGCCAACCAGGGCGAGAAGAAGGCCUAGGGCUAAGGCCAUGGCGGCAAGUGUCGGACCCCCUCCCUUUCCCUGCCCCAAGCUCGAUCGUGAAACAGCAGUCCCAAGCCUGAUGAUGACUUAAUGAAGUACUCCCUCCGUUCGGAAUUACUUGUCACAGAAAUGAAUGUACCUAGAUGUAUUUUAGUUUAGAUACAUCCAUAUUCGAGACAAGUAAUUCCGAACGGAGAGAGUAGCACCGUCUGGACUACCUUUCUAAGACUAUAGUUGGGCCUGUAAUAAUAUUGUUUUGUGAGACAUUUAUAUAAUCGAUCUGGGUUUUUUUCU
Molecule: messenger RNA, 2276 nt
Organism: Triticum aestivum (bread wheat)
Lineage: Eukaryota; Viridiplantae; Streptophyta; Magnoliopsida; Poales; Poaceae
Product: spidroin-1
Exons: 8
Coding region: 1149-1979 (276 amino acids)
Source: RefSeq, a predicted model, not a curated record